Molecule: messenger RNA, 1569 nt
Organism: Cantharellus anzutake
Lineage: Eukaryota; Fungi; Basidiomycota; Agaricomycetes; Cantharellales; Hydnaceae
Product: Glutamyl-tRNA amidotransferase B subunit
Exons: 11
Coding region: 1-1569 (522 amino acids)
Biological process (GO): glutaminyl-tRNAGln biosynthesis via transamidation; mitochondrial translation
Molecular function (GO): glutaminyl-tRNA synthase (glutamine-hydrolyzing) activity
Source: RefSeq, a predicted model, not a curated record
AUGCUCUGGCGCUUAUGCGCAAACAUAGUUCACCGCACCCGGCCUCGCCUGGCCAAGGAGUUCUCCACUUUUGUCUCUGACCCCCGGUGGCCGGGAUGGCAAGCGGUCAUCGGGAUUGAGGUGCACGCACAAAUUAGAUCUCGAGCCAAGUUAUUUUCUCCAUCUAGUAAUUCCCAGGACAUUUCUCCGAAUGCCCACGUCUCCUUAUUUGAUGCUGCUUUUCCCGGGACUUUACCCGUUCUCAACAGACGAUGUGUAGAUCUCGCUGUGCGGACGGCUCUGGCACUAGGCUGUGAUAUUCAUCAACGCUCUUCUUUCGAUCGGAAGCAUUAUUUCUAUGCCGACCUGCCCAGCGGAUAUCAAAUCACGCAAAAGUAUGCUCCACUCGCGCGGAAUGGACGCGUUUCCGUGGACGACACCGGUCGUGUUGUUCGUAUUGAGCAGAUACAGCUUGAACAGGAUACAGCGAAGUCCACAAAAUCGCCGGGCGCCGAAUUUUGGCGUAUAGAUUUGAACCGGGCUGGCGCGGGCCUCAUGGAAAUUGUAUCAUUACCUGACAUGCGCACUCCUGAAGAAGCUGGAGCAUACGUCCGCAGCCUCCAGGCUGUGCUUCGAGCAGUUGGAGCGAGUGACGGGAAGAUGGAACAAGGUUCAUUGCGCUGUGAUGUCAAUGUGUCCAUCAAUAGGGAAGGGGAACCCUUUGGCACGCGUUGCGAAAUCAAAAACUUGAACAGCGUCAAAUUCCUCAUGUCCGCCAUCCUCUCAGAGGUGCAACGACACAUUUCGCUGCUAUCUCUCGGCCGCUCCAUCGCUCAAGAAACUCGAGGAUUCGAUGAAGAACGCGUGGAGACCUACACUCUGCGCAGUAAAGAAGAUGCACCGGACUAUCGAUACAUGCCCGACCCUAAUCUCCCCCCUCUCAUCCUAACGGAGGGCUAUAUCAAACAAAUCGCAAAAUCCAUGCCCGAACUUCCGCAUGCCAUUCGGUCCCGAUUGCAAUCACAAUAUGGCAUCAGCGCCCGAGACACCGAUAUUCUGAUGUCAAUUGAGUCAGGCACCGAUGUUGGAUUUGACGGUGAACCAUCCAGAGGCGGAGCGGUGAGCUACUUUGAGCAGGUAGCAAAACAUUGCAACCCUAAAGUGGCAAUUAACUGGCGCGUCCCAUGUGUAUUGAUCACACAUGAGCUUGUAGGCCAACUGGUGUUUCGAGACGAACCAUUCAGCGCGAACCCAGUCACCGUCACGGCCAUGCGCGAUGUCCUCUCCUUGUUGAAGAACAAAACGCUCACAGGCACUUCAGCGAAAACAUUGAUCCGCCAUAUUCUCAAUACCAAGACGACGAAACCGGUUGCGGUACUCGUGCAAGAGUUAUCUCUCCAAGCUUCCUCGCCAGAGUCCCUGGAAAAACUAUGUCAAAAUGCCAUCGAUGCCCUCCCUCAGGAAUCCGAGGCAGUCCGUAAGGGAAACCAAAGAGUUCUCAUGAAACUUGUUGGGCGCGUCAUGAAACAUAGUCGAGGCACAGCGAACGCCAAGGACGCAGCGGCUACGUUGAAGCAAAUGCUGUCAUGA